Colletotrichum navitas is the source of this 1224-nucleotide messenger RNA. RefSeq names its product oxygenase-like protein. Gene Ontology annotation, molecular function: FAD binding. Lineage: Eukaryota; Fungi; Ascomycota; Sordariomycetes; Glomerellales; Glomerellaceae. The transcript is spliced from 4 exons. Bases 1 to 1224 code for a protein of 407 amino acids. The record is from RefSeq and is a predicted model, not a curated record.
AUGGCUACCCAAAGUGAUAAGUCAUGCUCGACCCAGCACCAGGGCCACGGGCUCAGGGUUGCAAUCGUCGGUGCGGGGUUAACAGGUCUGAUUACAGCUCAGGCUCUGAAGAAGGAAGGGUUUGAAGUCACUGUCUUUGAGCGUGAUAGUCGCAUUGACGAACGACAGCGCGACUGGACUAUUCUUCUUCACUGGGCUAUGGCAACACUAAGAGAGAUACUUCCGGAGCAUAUCCUGAACAAUUUCCCUAAAAGCUAUGCCAAUCCCCACUUGGAAUUCAACGAAUGGGAUGAAAGUGUUCCCUUCUAUGACGGCCUGACUGGCGAGCUGAUGUUCCGGAACCCGGUUCCUGGUGCAAGGCGAAUCAGUAGACUCCGCUUAAGACAAGUUCUGGUUGAUGGUCUUGAUAUGCAAUGGGGAAAGGAUCUCGAACAAAUAAUCCCCGGCCAGCACUCUGUUGAACUUAGGUUUAAGGAUGGCAACAUUGUCACUACAGACUACGUCUUAGGGGCUGAUGGGCCAUUUUCCAAGGUUCGUGAAUUACUUGUAGGGGUUGAAGAUGCUAAACCACUUCCGUCUGGCUUCUCGAUUGCCAACUGUAUCUGUAAAUAUGGAGAUGCAGAAAAGGUCAAUACCGUUAUGAGACUACACCCGGUGUUUGCUGUAUCAAUGAGCUCCCUAAAUAUGGCCGGCUGCGGAGUCCAGACUGUUCUUGAUCCUAGCGAUGUCUCUACCUGGGAAACGUUCUGGGUCAAGAUAUUUCGCGGCCAUUCUGUCAGCCUCCACGGCCCAGAAGCCAUUGAGUAUACUAAAAAGGACAUGGCAGGAAUAUGUCAGCCUUUCCGAUCUAUCUUGGAGUGGACGCCGAAAGACAGUCCCUGCACUGUUAGUGAGAUGAAAUACUGGAUGCCAACUCUAUGGGAAACACAUGAGGGUAGAGUUCAACUAGCCGGAGAUGCAGCUCAUCCUAUGCUACCAUUUAGGGGCCAAGGGUUACAACAUGCUAUUGUCGAUGUUGAAAAGUAUCUUAUUGCACUUAAGCAAGUAAGAGGCGCAGAAAACACUAUUGCCAAGAGGGAAUCAAUGAAAGCGUACCAAGAAGAUGUAGUUAAGAGAGGAGGUGAAGCGGUCACACAAUCGCUACAGGAGGCUCAACGUGCGCUGGAAACUAAUGAGUUUGAUGAGACACUGACGUUCACUCAGGGUCAUGGCAGAUCAGCAUGA